This is a messenger RNA of Aegilops tauschii subsp. strangulata, 1638 nucleotides long. RefSeq names its product tau-cadinol synthase-like. Gene Ontology annotation, biological process: diterpenoid biosynthetic process. Gene Ontology annotation, molecular function: terpene synthase activity; magnesium ion binding. The record is from RefSeq and is a predicted model, not a curated record. Lineage: Eukaryota; Viridiplantae; Streptophyta; Magnoliopsida; Poales; Poaceae.
AUGGCGUCUCAUGAUGCUACCGCCACUGCCACCGUUCCAGAGAUGGCACCUGUGUUUCAUCCCAUAGUGUGGGGUGACUUCUUCAUCAACUACAAUCCAGAACCGUUACAGAUGUCAGAGGAAAGGAUGACAGAGAGGUCCAAUCAACUGAAGGAGAAAAUAAUCGGGUUAUUUUCGUGCGGUACCAUAGUUGAGCAACUGAACCUUGUAGACACACUCCAACACCUAAGCGUAGAUCAUCAUUUUCAUGAAAAAAUUGACUCCACAUUAAGAAGCGCUCAUGCUGGUGAAUUCAAUAGCUCCAGCCUUCAUCAUGUCGUCCUUCGGUUCCGCAUACUGAGGCAGCAAGGCUUUUGGGUGUCUCCGGAUGUAUUCAGCAAGUUCAAAGAUGAAGAUGGGGCCUUCCAUGUUACCAUAACUAACGACCCAAGGGGGCUAUUAAGUCUAUACAAUGCAGCAUACCUUUUUAUCCAUGGGGAGACAGAACUUGAAGAAAGCAUCUCGUUUGCGAGGCGACACCUCGAAUCGAUGAAAGGUAAGCUUGAGUACCCAUUGGCAGAGCAAGUCAGGCGCGCCCUUCACUUGCCGCUGCCAAGGACCUUGAAGAGAGUAGAGGCGCUGCAUUAUAUGUCAGAGUACAAAGAAGAGCCGAUACACAACACCUCCAUUCUGGAGUUCGCCAAACUGGAUUUUAACGUUCUGCAACGUCUCCACUUGAAGGAGCUCAAGGCUCUCUCUAGAUGGUGGAAAAAUCUUUACAGAGAAGUGGGGCUAAACUACUCGCGGGAUCGUGUGGUUGAGUGUUACUUCUGGGCGUAUACGGCAUACUAUGAGAAAGAGUACACACGUGCAAGCAUGAUUCUUGCCAAGAUAAUCGCAAUAAUAAUAAUGACAGACGACACUUACGAUGUCCGUGCUACUUUGGUGGAGUGUAGACAGCUCAAUGAAGCUAUACAAAGAUGGGAGGAGAGUGCUACUUCUUUUCUACCAGAGUACUUACAGAAGUUCUACCUCAAGCUGAUGAGCACCUUCAAGGAGUUUGAGGACGAAUUGAAACCGGAUAAUAAGUACCGGGUCGCUUUUAGCACAAAAGCGUUUCAAAUAUUGUCAAGCAACUAUCUCCAAGAAGCCGAAUGGUUUCAUCAGAAUCACAAGCCAAGAUUCAAUGAUCAAGUGAAGGUAUCUAGUGUCUGCUCAGGCGGGCCAUGGAUAUGUGUUGGGUUGCUUGUUGGUAUGGGCGAUGCUGCAACCAAGGAGGCACUGGAAUGGGCCCUCGGCUGCACUGAUGCUGUCAGGGCUUGUGCAGAGGUGACACGCUUCAUGAAUGAUCUAGCUUCACUUAAGCGUGGGAAGAACAAAAAUGAUGUGGCCAGCUCCGUGGAAUGUUACAUCAGUGAGCAGGGCGUGGCGAGUGAGGUCGCCAUUGCCAAGAUAGGUUCUCUGAUCGAAGACGCAUGGAAGACUACGAACCAAGCACGCUUUGAGCUCCCUGAGCUGCUGCUUCCGGCGGUGCAGCGAGUCGCAAAUAUAACGAUCAGCAUGCCGUUCAUGUAUGAUAACAAGACAGAUGCCUUUACGUUUAGCAGCCGUCUUGAGGGGACGAUUAAGCGACUGUUUGUCAAUCCUAUCAAGCUCUAG